This is a messenger RNA of Neoarthrinium moseri, 1011 nucleotides long. RefSeq lists its product as uncharacterized. Gene Ontology annotation, molecular function: oxidoreductase activity. Lineage: Eukaryota; Fungi; Ascomycota; Sordariomycetes; Amphisphaeriales; Apiosporaceae. Bases 1 to 1011 code for a protein of 336 amino acids. The record is from RefSeq and is a predicted model, not a curated record. The transcript has a single exon.
AUGUCCGUGAAAGUAGCUAUCCCUUACUACGACGGUCCUUUGGAUCCGUCGUCGCCUAUUGCGGGUGUCUCUACGAUAGAAGACACCAGUCCGCAGAUUGUGGAUGUUGUGGACAUUCGCCCAUCCAAAGCCUCAUUUACUCUGGACAACAAUGGAUUUCAAAUUGCCAGGCAUGACUCUAUUCUCAGUCGCUCGCCCUACACAGCGUCUUCUUGGACUAAUCAGAAAAUCCGUGAAGAAGUCUACGACCCUGAGAUAGCCGAGCUGGCAAAGGCCGUUACCGGCGCCAAGAAGGUGAUAAUCCUAUUAGCUUCUGCACGCAAUGCGCCAUUCAAGGAAGCUGAGAGCGCCCCGCCGUACCCCCAGCCCUCGUCCUCGGAGGAGGAUACUUCACGUUCCAACCCCUCAAGUCAAGUGAAAGCCAAAGUUCUUCCGGAACAGCCUCUUACCACACGAGGAAAGGGAUUUGCAGAUGGUAUUCGAGAGGGCCCAGUCCGCAAGCCUCACAAAGAUUGGGGCACCUUGGGCGCUCGCAACACCUUACGAAACUGGAGCCAUGACCUCCGCACUGAAGCUCAGGACAUCAUUGAAGCAGAGGAUGAGGCCGAAAGGCUUCUCGGUGGCAUUACGAAGAACUACCAAGGGAGGAGGUGGGCCUUGUACACAACGUGGAGGCCGCUCAAGCCAGUGAAGCGAGACCCUAUGGGAUACGUGGACUACUUUUCGAGCACAGAGAAUGACGGUGUGAGCUUUUGGCGGAGCCCUCCUGGAAUCAAUGGCCCCUUUAGGUCUGACGUGGUGCUCACCAAGGCCAACCCGCAACACAGAUGGUACUGGCUCAGUGAUCAGACGCCUGACGAAGUGCUCUUCAUGAAGAUAUUUGAUACGGAGAGUGAAAAAGAGUUGAGCUCCGUAGCUGGUGGUGUGCAUCAUUGCUCCUUCCAUAUUCCAGGCACGGAGCAGGAAGAGGUCAGAGAGAGCCUCGAAACGAAAUUCAUAGCCUUCUGGUAA